UGCUAUGAGUUUCAGUACCAAUAGGAAUUCGAGCACACCCAUUGAGGAGGUCAGUAGAUUAGCAGCAGCGAUGCUAAGAAGAUUUUUUUACUCACUAUAAUCGCUCGCAGAAUAACGCCAGUCACGAGAUGGCCGCGUAUGACCGUAGUUCCCCUUGCACUACAAUGUGGUUCCAUUCGGAAAUGGAAUUUGUUUCAAACUUGGUUAUGACGAAGAAAUCUCCUUGAGUAAUGAGAAUCGAAUCCACUUUCCCUCUCAAAAAAAGAAAAGAAAAUGGAGACCGGCCUGGCUUCAUGACUGAGCAAGUAGAUCAACCUUCUGUGCUCGCCGAUUACUGCAUUCAGCAUCACGAGUGAUAGUACCAGAUCUGUUCAGAAACCAACGGAGGCCAGUUGUGCACUUUCUGAAGUUGCAUCCGGAGAAGAUAUUGCUGCCGGGCUCGCAUGGGUUGAUCCAACUCACACUUUCCAACAGCAAUUAUAUAUUCCGCAAGUCGGCAAUACACAAUUGCAUCUACUAAAAGGUAAGACACGGGCAACUAUCCACCGAGUGUGCUCAUCUGAUCGUUGACCAAACCUCCCUAUCCCUUUUAUGGCCUCACUUUCGCAACCACGACAUUGCUGGUCAUGGACAUUGCACUAACAGAUAAAUAUUCCCGGCGCUUGUCUUCUCCUGCUCCAGCCCAAUCUCAAAUUCUCAUUGGCUUCUUCUUCUAUGCUUCCAUACAGCUCUGCUCUGUGCUCUUCACUCUGUCUACUUCCAUUUCCAAGAAUCCAUACUCGGAUCCUGAGUCUCUGAGCAGAAGUACCACUGGAGGGAGCUCACUAGCUAGCUAGCCGGACGACGGCGAUGGCAGGCGAGCUUACUGUGAUGAUAUGCAUGGCGGCUGCGGCGCUGCUGAUUUCUUUGACCGGCGGCGCGGGCGUGGCGGCGGCCUCAGCCAAGGAGCUACGGCGAGGCUUCUCGGCCACCCACGACACGUCCUACUCGCACUUCCAGCCGGUGCUCACCGACCCCACCGGCGCCUUCGCCUUCGGCUUCCUCCGCGUCAACUCCACCACGCUCGACCUCGCCGUCCUCCACCUCCCUUCCGCUUUCCCCCUCUGGCGAGCCAUGCCGGACCGCCCCGCGCCGUGGUCCGCGGCCGCGUCCCUCUCCUUCAACGGCAACCUGGUGCUCACUGACGCCGCCACCAACCAAGUGCUCUGGUCCACCGCCGCGGCGGCCGGCGACCGCGCCGUUCUCCUCAACACGUCCAACCUUCAGAUUCGGAGCAGCAGCUCGCCCGUUGCCGUGUGGCAGAGCUUCGACCACCCUUCGGACACCAUCGUCCAGGGCCAGAACCUCACCUCGUCGGCGGCGCUUCACUCCAUCGACCAGCGGUUCGCCAUGCGGCUCGGGAGCAACUACUUCGCGCUCUACGUCGAGCCGCCACCGCUGUCUUCGGGCAGCGUCGCCGCCGCCAUGUACUCCAGGCACACGGCUCUGGAGGCCAAGGCCCAGAUAGUGGCCGGCGGAGGGCCGAUAUACGUGCGCGUGGAGGCUGACGGCUACCUCGGCAUGUACCAGAAGGAGGGCGCCCCCGCCGACGUCAUGUCCUUCGACACCUUCAACCACGGCGUCCGCGCCCUCCGCCGCAUGACUCUCGAGCCCGACGGCAACCUCCGCGCCUACUACUGGGACGGGUCCCGGUGGGUGCUGGACUACACCACCAUCACCGACUCGUGCGAGCUGCCCACCACCUGCGGCGCCUACAGCGUGUGCGUCCAGCCCAGCGGCCGGUGCGCGUGCCUGGCCAACGCCACCGACGGUCCGGGCUGCGCCGCCCCGUCCGUCGGGAGCGGCCUGUGCGGCACCACGGGCGGCGAGGUUGGCGGGCUGUACUCGGAGGUGCGGAGACACGGCGUGGAGCCGGCGAACAAGGAGCUGCUGGGAUUCGAGCACGCGCCGUCCGCGGGGGACUGCGAGGCGCUGUGCGCGCGCAACUGCAGCUGCUGGGGCGCGGUGUACAGCAACGGGACGGGCUACUGCUACCUGAUGGACUACCCGGCGCAGCUGAUGGUGGCCGCCGACAAGAGGAAGGUGGGCUACUUCAAGGUGAGGAGCAUGGAAGAGGCUGCUGCGCGCGGCGGGAGGGCGGGCGGUGUCAAGGCGGCGCUGCUCGCGGUCGGUGUCGCGGUGGUGGCUGCCGCCGCUGCGUUCGGGGCGUACAGGGUGUGGGACAGGAGGCGCCGUGCGGCAGCGGAGACGCGGCAGCAGCUGGGCGCCGACGGCGACGGGCUCUCGCCGGGUCCUUACAAGAAUCUUGGAUCCUUCAGCUCUGUCGAGCUCUCCAGCAGCUUCAACUCCUCCCGGAGGUAGCCAGCCAAGUGAAAGAUCUGCGACGCCUGAGGAUGGCGAGUGAGAUUCAGUAACCAGGUCGGUUUCUCGAGAUCGGCACGAGGGGAAAGGUACACGGCAGCACGGGUGCGGGAAGUAGGCGCCACGGCGCCCGCUGAUCGGUGAAGAAAGCUAAUCCGACACGAUCGGUGGUGUUUGGGCGAGAAAAGAAAGGGAAACGUUUUCCGACGGACGAGGACUGUCGCCCCUAGCUCGCUAGCCUAUGUACACGGAAGCGAGCUGCGUUGAGUGGGUCUUCCGACGAUGUGUUUUUAAUUGGAGGAGAUGUUUCUGUUUACAACGAAGGUGUUACUAGAGAUUUUGUUAAUUUUAAGAUGAUGUGUCGGUUUAAUUUUUUAAAGAUGCUCAUAAAAAUAGGAUGUGGGUGCGUUUAUAGAGUUGAGUGUACGUUCGUGUAUGUGAGCGACUUUGAUAGUACUCUCUUUAAAAAAUGUUGCGUGCAUCGAUUAUGUUUA
Molecule: messenger RNA, 2855 nt
Organism: Hordeum vulgare subsp. vulgare (domesticated barley)
Lineage: Eukaryota; Viridiplantae; Streptophyta; Magnoliopsida; Poales; Poaceae
Product: PAN domain-containing protein At5g03700-like
Exons: 1
Coding region: 850-2361 (503 amino acids)
Biological process (GO): recognition of pollen
Source: RefSeq, a predicted model, not a curated record